CUGCAGCACAGGUGCGCGCGGCACCGGCCCUUCACCUGCUGCCACUGGCACUUCCGGAACCCGCGCCGCCGCAGGCCGCUGCGCACGCGCGACGGCACCUUCAACUACAGCCCCGACGUUACUGCACCAAGUACGGCCAGACAGAGGCCUGUGCCCCGACGGCGACCAGUGUCCCUUCCUGCACAGGACGACGGGGGACACAGAGCGCAAGUACCACCUGCGCUACUACAAGACGGGCACCUGUGUCCAUGAGACAGACGCCCGAGGCCACUGCGUGAAGAAUGGGCCGCACUGCGCCAUCGCCCACGGGCCCCUGGACCUGCGGCCACCUGUCUGUGACGUGCGAGCUGCAGGCACACCAGGGCCAGCCAGGUGGCAGGGAGGGUCUGCCCGAGCUGCAGCCUGGCGUCCUAGCCAGCCAGGCCACCAUGGAGCGACUCCUGGAUGAGGAUCCCCGGUGGCAAGAAGCUGCCUUUGUGCUGAGAAGCUACAAGACGGAGCCGUGCCCGAAGCCGCCAUGCCUGUGCCGCCAGGGCUACGCCUGCCCACACUUCCACAGCAGCCGUGACCGCCGGCGCAAUCCCCGCACUUUCCCCUACAGGUCCACCCCGUGCCCCAGUGUGAAGCAGGAUGACGAGUGGGGGGAGCCGUCGAGGUGUGAGAGUGGGGACCGCUGUCUGUUCUGCCAUUCCCGCACGGAGCAGCAGUUCCACCCCGAGAUCUACAAGUCCAGCCAGUGCAAGGACGUGCACCAGACCGGGCACUGCCCCCGAGGCCCUUUCUGCACCUUCGCACACACAGACAAGAGCCCCAGGACAGCCAGCGACUGGGGCUGCCGUGACCUGCCGCCCCUCAGCAGCACUGCAGCCACCAAUGGCCAGCUGGGAAACAGCCACCUGGCCAUGUUCACUGUGCUGCACCCACUCGCUCCCAGUGUGGGCUCCAGCAUGGAGUCCAGCCUGGCUUCCAGCACCGGCUCUGGUGGCUCCUCGCCCACUGUACUGCCCACCCUCCCGGGCCAUGCCCACCUGCUCAACCCCACUGAUGGCCUCCUGGAGCCCAGCCCAGAUAAAGAACUGGAGGAGCAGGCCAGGGACCCGGGUGUGACAGGACAGAGGUUGCUGGGAGGCUCUGCGCCCGUCAGCAUUCCAGGCCGCCCACCUCGCUCACCGUCACUGCAGUCAUCCUCGUCCCUGUCCACGUCCCCACUCAGCUCACUCUCUCAGUCCUUGUCAGGGCCACGUACAUCCUCCAUGACUCCCCCACAGCAGCCCCUCAAGCCAGAGCCAGGAGCAUUGGGCUCCUCUGCCUCGCCCUACAACUCCCUAGGUCUGAAUGGUGUCCCUGGCAGCAUCUGGGACUUCGUUUCAGGCAGCUUAUCCCCCAGCCCGUCCCCCACCCUUGGUGUGGGCCCAGGGGCUUCCCCCAGCCCCAGCGAGCUGGCUCGGGUCCGGCGGCAGCUAGAUGAGGCCAAGCGCAAGAUCCGCCAGUGGGAGGCGUCCUGGCAGCAGGUGAAGCAGGCCUGUGCCGCCUGGCAGCGGGAGGCCGAGGCGGCCAAGGAGCGCGCACUGGCAGCAGACAGCGCCCGGCAGCUGGCGCUGCAGAGGAAGGAGGAGGCGGAGGCGCAGGUCCUGCGGCUGCAGGGGGAGCUGCGCGGCCGGGGCAGGGCCUCUCUGGCCACCAUCCCCCUGCCUGAGCUGCACUGCCUGCAGAGCCAGCUGCGCUUGAACCUGGAGGCCGUGGACGGGGUGAUCUUCCAGCUGUGCUCCCAACAGUGUGCCCUCUGUCCUGAGCGCGCCCACAGUGGGGCCCCGCAGUCUUGCCAGCACCGUGUCCUCUGUGAGCCGUGUGCAGCUGGUGCCCCCGAGUGCCCCUACUGUGCAGCGCAGCCCCCGCAGUGGUGAUGCCCCACCCACAGCACGGCUGUCCUGAACCUGGUGCCCCCCUGGUGUGAAAUGGGGGGAGGGGGGGUGCAGCAGAGACAAACAUUCCUAGCUGCUGUGGGGUUUUGGGGGAGCCAUCCCUGCAGGCUGUUCUGAGAUGGGACACCCCACCAAGAGCCGCAGCUCUCCCCCCCAAGGCCACUUUCUCCAAGUGCCUCAUCAGAGGUGAAGGGAAGAUUUCGUUUCUUCUCUGGAGACUGAGCUGGCUGUGAAUAAAGGCCGGGGGCGUCCACACAGACGACUUGGGGCACACACGGGCCCACGGUGCUAUUCUUCCCUGGGCUGGGCCCUGCUGCAGUAAAUGUGGCUCGCCAGCCUGUAGGGCAGCCCCCCCAGAAGGGGCCUGAGUCUAGGCCACCUCAAACUCUUGGUCUGCAGCAGUGUUUCUGCUUGGCCAAGCAGACCUGGGGAGGGAAACAGGCUUUGCCACAGACUUCACUAGCAUUCCUGGCUAAGAAGCUACCACUGGCCAGAGAGCGUAGGCCCUGGAGGCCGCAGCCAUGGGGAAUCUUAGUUCUUAGAAAUGUCAAUCUCAGCUGCUAUUAUCACUGUUAUUUUUACGACUAUUUAUGCGCCUAACGACCACAUUUACUAUCUUAGUCGAGACAUUCUCAAAUCACAGACUGUUAAACUUUAUAAAUACA
This is a messenger RNA of Erinaceus europaeus (western European hedgehog), 2587 nucleotides long. It is a transcript of the gene UNKL, whose product is annotated as unk like zinc finger. The transcript is spliced from 13 exons. The record is from RefSeq and is a predicted model, not a curated record. Bases 282 to 1904 code for a protein of 540 amino acids. NCBI's taxonomy places the organism in Eukaryota, Metazoa, Chordata, Mammalia, Eulipotyphla, Erinaceidae. Gene Ontology annotation, molecular function: metal ion binding.